This is a messenger RNA of Miscanthus lutarioriparius, 996 nucleotides long. Lineage: Eukaryota; Viridiplantae; Streptophyta; Magnoliopsida; Poales; Poaceae. The record is from the annotation of a GenBank genome assembly.
AUGGCGGAGCCGACGUUGGAGGGGAGCCAGCCGGUGGAUCUGUCCAAGCACCCCUCCGGCAUCGUCCCCACGCUCCAGAAUAUUGUGUCGACGGUCAAUUUGGACUGUAAACUGGACCUCAAAGCAAUUGCCCUUCAAGCACGUAAUGCAGAAUAUAACCCCAAGCGUUUUGCUGCGGUUAUUAUGCGGAUAAGAGAACCAAAAACUACAGCAUUGAUAUUUGCGUCAGGGAAAAUGGUCUGUACUGGAGCAAAAAGUGAACAACAAUCUAAACUUGCAGCUAGGAAGUAUGCUCGCAUCAUCCAGAAGCUUGGUUUUCCAGCAAAAUUCAAGGACUUCAAGAUUCAGAACAUUGUUGGGUCUUGUGAUGUCAAAUUCCCAAUCAGACUUGAGGGUCUUGCAUACUCUCAUGGUGCUUUCUCAAGUUACGAACCAGAGCUCUUCCCUGGCUUGAUCUAUCGGAUGAAGCAGCCAAAGAUUGUGCUGCUGAUUUUUGUUUCAGGCAAGAUUGUUCUGACAGGAGCUAAGGUGAGAGAGGAGACGUACACUGCCUUCGAAAAUAUUUAUCCUGUCCUCACAGAGUUCAGAAAAGUCCAGCAAUGGUAUGUAGCAUCUGAGUACAUAUUAACAGGCAUGGAUAACUUAUUGGAAGCAAGCAGGACAGGAGUGCUGAAUGGGAAAUGUUAUUGCUGGCUGCUAGCUCCAACUUCCAAGUGUACAUAUAAUCUGGACCUCGGAGGAGCCUAUACGCUGCGGUCGCUGCCCAUCAGUCCCAUGAGACCUGGUGCGGUGCACUUGUCGAUGUCCACAUGGAUCAUGCUUGGUCGAGUAGAUUCAUGGUCAUGGGCAGCGAUUGUAGCUUGCAAUGCCUUAGUGGAAGUGAACAACGAUAGGUGUUCUGCUUCUGCCAUAGUUCAUUUUCCCUUUUGGAAAUCCUUUGGCUCAUGGAGUGACUGGAUGUAUCCAACUCUUUCUCAUUCAGCAAUGCUCACUUAA